Molecule: messenger RNA, 3260 nt
Organism: Polypterus senegalus (gray bichir)
Lineage: Eukaryota; Metazoa; Chordata; Cladistia; Polypteriformes; Polypteridae
Product: atypical chemokine receptor 4-like
Exons: 2
Coding region: 143-1195 (350 amino acids)
Biological process (GO): chemotaxis; G protein-coupled receptor signaling pathway; immune response
Cellular component (GO): membrane
Molecular function (GO): chemokine binding; scavenger receptor activity; chemokine receptor activity
Source: RefSeq, a predicted model, not a curated record
CUCCAAUGACUCAUUUCCUCUGGAUGCAUAAAAGGUAUUCCACAAGUAAACUCCCUCACAGAUAUUCUUGGAAUCCAAACGGACUCACCAAGAGAAAUAUUACAUGGAAUUACUGACUAGAUAAUUUUUCAAAGCCAGCUUCAUGGAGUCACUAGAUGAAGAGGACUAUGAGUAUGAAUAUAAUAUAACUUUCAAUGAAAGUUAUGAAUACUACCAUACUCUUUGUUACAAGGAUGAUGUUCGCAACUUUGGAAAGAUCUUUCUGCCCAUUUUCUACUCUUUGGCUCUAAUAAUAGGAAUUUCUGGAAACUCAUUAGUGGUGGCUGUUUACAUCUAUUAUAAGAGACUUAAGACCAAGACGGACAUAUACAUUUUAAAUCUGGCUAUAGCUGAUCUCCUCCUUCUGUUCACCCUCCCAUUCUGGGCAGCUGAUGCUGUUCAUGGCUGGGAGCUGGGAGAAGCCAUGUGCAAAAUAACCUCUGCCUUGUAUGUCAUGAAUUUCAGCUGUGGGAUGUUUUUCCUUGCUUGCAUCAGUCUGGACAGAUACCAAGCUAUGUUUAGAAACCAGGACAGACCAAGAAAACAGGAAUAUAUCUUUGUUUUGAUUGUUGUCUGGAUGGCUGCAAUCAUCCUCAGUUUGCCCCAACUAAUAUUUUCAACAGUAAAAGAAAAAGAAACCAGGCGAGUUUGCAUUUCAGUUUAUCCUGCUACAAUGGCCAGGAAUACAAAAGCAGCUAUUCAGUUUCUGGAAGUGAUUUUCAGUUUUGUGAUCCCAUUUGUAAUCAUGGUAUUCUGCUACACAAGAGUGGCCAAAACUCUAAUGUGGUCCCCAAACGUGAAGAAGUGGAGGGCAUUCAGAGUACUGCUGGCAGUUGUAGGUGUAUUUUUUUUGACUCAGAUACCAUACAAUAUUGUCAAGUUUAUCAGAGCAGUGGAUGUGAUCUAUUCAUUUAUAAUUAUGUGUGAGGCCAGUAAAAACCUGGACAUUGCCAUUCUCAUCACAGAAAGUGCAGCCCUUUUCCACAGUUGUUUAAAUCCUAUUGUUUAUGCCUUUGUUGGAGCUUCUGUUAAAAACCAUCUCCUAAAACUGCUAAAAAUGAUAAGUUCACAUAAGAGGACACACAGGGAACAAACUGUUGAAAUAUCUCUUAAUUCCCAUUCAAAUACUGAAAACACCAUCAGUUUCACAAUUUAAAGAGGUAGGUACUUAAGGAAGACCAGGUGAGACAAGACAAUAUUUCAAACAAAUACAGUUUUGUGCUUUAUCUGUAGAGCUUGAUAAUUAGGAAAGUUAAGAAAAAGCCAUCUUUCAAAUGGUAUAAUCGCCUUCAUAAUUUCAAAGGACUGAGCUGCCACUGAACUUUGACUUCCAAUGAUAAUGUGCAACCAACAUUAAACAAUUCACAUGAAACAACUGAAAAAAAUCAAGAAAUUUUGAAUAUUGCAUCUGGAGUAUUUCGGGCGCACACUGAAGACUUUUUUGAUUUGUAACUCAGUACUGAACAGUCAAACUAUAAAGUACAUGUAGACAUACACAGAAUUUGGAAGAAUUAAGUGUAUAGGACUUACAAAUUUUGUUAGGCAGAAUGGCCUGCAUUUGUCUAGAUUGUUCUAAUCUGCUCCAUUCUAGAUUGUUCUAAUGUUCUAAAAAUGUAAAUGUGUCAGUGCUAUAUUAUGAGGUAGUACUUCAUUUUAAUUUUAUGAUGCUUUCAAGAUCACAUACUAAGUUCUUCCUACUUUGUAACACGGUGAAAAACAAAAAAUGAACCCAAAUGCCUGACUUAAAUGUGAACAAAGCACUUUGUAUCAGAAACCCUGCAACAGUGCUCACAUUAGCAGUUGCUAUCAAUCCUGUUAAAUACUGCAAAUAAGUGACCUUGUUUAUAUCGUAUUUCCGUUGACACAAAAGGGAAGAAAAAAAAAAAGCUUUUCUCUAAUUUAUUGAUAAUACACUUGCUUUAAAAAUGUUAUAUUAUUGUAAUGCAGUUUUGCCUCUCGGUCUAGAGGGUAGAAGAUAAUACAUAUAAUAUAGGUUUGCCUCUCAGCUCUAGAGGCUAGAAGAUAAUAAAUAAAUAAAUAAAUUAGCAACACAGAAAAGAAUGUGCCAAGUGGAUGAACAGUUCAGAAACAGCUUCAUUCUUUACUAGACUCGGCUGUUGAAUAUCAUUUCAAAUCAGCAAUAUGACACUUGAAGGAUUAUUAUAAAAAAUGAUUAUGGAAGCAGGAUAGAUAAAAAUAUUACUCUCUUAAACUGUGUCUGGAUAGGCAAGGGAUGGAAAAAAAAUGAAAUUUUAUCAGUUAAGCCAACAGUUUUGGUUCCAUGUCAGGGAUUUUAAUUCCUCCUAGAACAUUAUAUUUCAUUGUGGCAUAACCCGUUCUUUUUGCCAGGAUUACACAACAAGUUUUGUAAACUUUAAACAUAAAAGACUUGUAUAAAUGCCAUAAUUGCUUCACCAUUUUUGUGCAGUAACAAGUCUUAACAUCCAGCAAAAACAAAAAAUUACCAAGUACAGGCUUGUUCAUGCAAAUAAUUAGACUGAAUGAAAUGUUGCCAAUGAAUCCAGCAUGCCCCAAAAUAACAUUACUAAUCCUCAUGUGCUAAAGGAGCUGACUUAUUCAAAGGAGACUUACAUAUUACUUCUGUUACAAUAAAUAAAUGAACAGCACAGUGGCUAGCUCUGAUGCCACACAGAUACAGCACUCUGGGUUUGAAUUCUGUGCCUCAUCAAGCCUUUCUAAAGUUUGCACAUUCCUCAUGCUAGGUUUUUAAAGGAGUCCUCCUGUUUGCCUGCCAUAUGUCCAAAAAUUGCUGUGUAAGUUUAGCUGGUGACUAUAAAUUGGCCUUGUGUGAGUUGUACCUGAGUGGCCCUUGCAAUAGACCAGUUCCCUAUGCAUAAUAGGUUCUGGCCUUGACACCCUGAACUGUGUUAAGGUAGAUUAAAAAUAUGAUGUUAUGACAUAUUACAGCACAUAUAUGACUAAAUUAUAGAAUAUUAAAAAAGCAAAAUUGAAAGUAACAUGUACUAUAAUCACAAUUGUAAUUAAUACUACGGACACACACUUCAUAGUGUGCUAAAGACAAAAGGGCAAAAAGAAAGACUCAGUUGAACAUUAGUAUAGAAAUGUUUAUAUUUAGACUUGGUUUUUUUGCAUAUACUUUAUAAGAACUGCAUAUGUAUUUUACUAAAUAUCUUUGUAAAGGAAUUAAUUGUUAUUUGCAAUAAUCCAUCAAUUAGUAAAAUAAUUUAUAAGUUCAUGUA